AUGGAUGACCAAAAGGUCGACACUCUUCAUGUUGAGCAACUCUCGUCAAAUUCCCUUGACAAAAAUUCGGAAAUUUACGAAGAUCUCGAUUCGAUCGAGAAGACGCAAUCUGGAAAAUAUGCUUGGCUCGUCGCUAUCACGGCAGGCGUUGGUGGCCUCCUCUUUGGUUAUGACACUGGCAUUAUAUCAGCAGUCCUGGUCUACCUCAACGAUGAUCUAGGCAAAGUCCUAAAUGCCAGCGAAAAGGAACUCAUCACCUCAAUUACCUCUGGCGGAGCUUUCAUUGGCGCUGUCGCUGCUGGUCUGACCGCUGAUCGGUUUGGGCGCAAAGGAGCCAUUUACAUGGGCUGCUUCCUCUUCAUCAUCGGUGCUAUCCUGCAAGCUUCGGCUUACUCCCUCGCCCAAAUGACCGUUGGACGUCUCGUUGUAGGCUUCGGUGUUGGAUCAGCCGCUAUGAUCGUCCCACUGUAUAUCGCAGAAGUCGCCCCGGCAAAAUAUCGCGGACGAAUGAUCGGGCUCGACAACAUGAGUAUCACUGGUGGGCAACUCAUUUCGUACGGCAUUGGAGCAGCUCUGGCAAAAGUUCCUCAUGGAUGGAGAGCUAUGGUUGCUUUAGGAGCAGUACCAGCUCUCAUCCUCUGUUGCUUGUUGCCUUUCUGCCCAGAAUCGCCCCGUCAACUCAUCUAUCAUGACAAGCACGACGAAGCUGCCGUUGUUAUCCAGAAGAUCUUCCCCCAAGGAACCCAAGAGCAAGUCCGGCAGAAGGUUCAACACAUUGCGGGCCAUGUUGCUGAAGCGAAGGCUUUGAAGGAAGGAAAAGGUGACUUGUGGCUGCUCAAGCAGCUGUAUGUUGUCCCUGGCAAUCUAAGAGCUCUCAUCGCAGCUUGUGGUCUCAUGGCUAUCAGUCAGCUGGGUGGAUUCAAUUCCUUGAUGUAUUACUCUUCGACAUUGUUCGCCCUCGUUGGCUUUGCGAAUCCAGUCGCUGUUGGAACCAUCAUCGCAGCCACCAACUUCUUCUUCACUUGGGUCAAUCUCAUGGUCGUUGAUCGAUUCGGUCGCCGUCGUAUCUUACUUUCCACUAUGUGGGGUAUGGCUUUGUUCCUUGCACUUGCGGCAGUUGCUUUCCAUUGGAUCCCAAUCAACCACGAUCUCACUCUUAAGACAACCAAGAUUGGAUGGCCUGCAUACGUUGUGCUGGCUUGCAUGAUCAUCUACGUCGGGUUCUACUCAUCGGGCAUGGGAAACACCGCUUGGCUCAGCUCCGAAUUCUUCCCCAUGGAAGUUCGUGCUUAUGGUACCAUGAUGUUGACAUGCUCAUGUUGGGGCUCAAACAUUAUCGUCGCGUCCACCUUCCUCACACAAAUGGAAAACACAACUCCGUCAGGAGCCUUUGGAUUCUAUGCCGCUAUCUGCUUCUUCGGCUGGAUUGCAGUCUACUUCUGCUACCCCGAAGUUAAGGGCAUGACUUUGGAGGAUAUCCGUGAGAUCUUCAAGCAUGGAUUUGGUGUCAAGUAUGCGAGGCAGUUGCAGAAGGAGGCUAAGCUGAAGCGAAAGAUGGAGAAUACGAGUGCAUGA
Mollisia scopiformis is the source of this 1575-nucleotide messenger RNA. RefSeq names its product general substrate transporter. The transcript is spliced from 4 exons. Gene Ontology annotation, biological process: transmembrane transport. The record is from RefSeq and is a predicted model, not a curated record. NCBI's taxonomy places the organism in Eukaryota, Fungi, Ascomycota, Leotiomycetes, Helotiales, Mollisiaceae. Gene Ontology annotation, cellular component: membrane. Gene Ontology annotation, molecular function: myo-inositol:proton symporter activity. Bases 1 to 1575 code for a protein of 524 amino acids.